AUAUUACCUGUAUUUGGUUAUCCUCAUCGCACUUUUCGAUAAAAAAUUGGCGAUUGGAACAAAAUGUCCAAAGCCAGAGCUGAUUGCUCCAUGUCGAUGCUUGAUGAAGAGAGACGAACGCCAGGUUUGGUGUUCCCACAGCGACUUGCCCCAAGUAUUAUCUGGUCUCCGUUCUUUAAGCAAGCACCUGGCAUCGCCAAUCGACGAGUUGAUCUUGGAGAACAAUUAUCUACCAUCCCUCCCUGCGAGAACCUUCGACAACCUCAAAGUCCUGCGAAUAAUGUUGAGGCAGAACGGUUUGGAGAGGGUCUCCCCCGAUUGGCUCCACGGUCUCGAAGACCUCCUCAUGGAACUGUUCGUCGUAGAACCCAAACUGAGAUACCUCCCAGACGAUUCUCUGAGUCGCAUGAACGCUCUCGAGGCCAUCACCAUACAGACCAACGAUUUGAAGAGACUCCCCCAGAUUUCAUCUUUAAGAAAACUGAGAUACGUCCAAGUAGAAUCCGUGGCUUUAGCUGAGCUUUCUCCUAGAAAUUUCAAGGAUCUUCCGGCCUUGGAGAAGUUCCAAAUAAGCGGAAGUAAGAAGUUGAGACGGCUGGAAGCGGGGCUUUUCGAGAAUCUGCCGGUUUUGAAAUCCAUCAACAUGUCCCACUGUGGGGUAUUCUGGAUACAUCCUAGGGCGUUGGUGGAUCUUCCAGAAUUGAAAGAACUAUCCUUGAUACAUAACGAAAUAGUGGACGCUGGAAUGGUUGGGAGGGCGUGUAAGGAUCUACAUUCUCUCAGGGACCUUCACUUAGAUCACAAUCGUAUUGGGGUUUUAGCUAAAGGAUCAUUCGUAGAUCUCCCAUCCCUUCAGUACCUCCAUCUAUCGUACAACAACAUAUCGGAGAUACAACAGGGUGCAUUCCACAGGGUACCCAGAUUGAAGAAUCUCCAAUUGAACAACAACGUACUGACGAGGAUCCACCCUCAAAGCUUCAUACAGUCUUCAGAUAUUGCCCUCGAAGAGUUAUGGAUGAUCGACAACCACGUAUCCCACAUUUCUGAGCUAAGAUCUCUCCUUGACGCUUUACCUAGGUUGAUUUACUUAGACAUGAGUUCCAAUUUGCUGGAAACCAUACCAUUCGGCUUGCUGGGUGGACAUCCAACGUUAGAAGUUUUAAAAUUAAACGGCAACAAGCUGAGAUACAUCGAUAUGGAAUCAUUCAUGGCGAUGCCAGCGCUGAGAGAGUUGAGUCUGAGAAAUAACUUUCUAUCGAACAACAACCAAGGACCCCUGUGGAAUCUGCCGUCUCUCAAAGGUCUCGAUUUGUCCAGAAACAAGUUCAGAAGAAUCGAAACUAAGUUUCUAGCCAAUCUUCCAUCACUACGAAGGAUUGAUGUGAGUGACAAUGAGUUGGUUGCAGUCGAUCAAAAUGCGUUCACCGUCACCCCCCUGAUCGAAUACGUGAAUUUGUCCCAUAAUAACCUCCAGUUCAUCCACCCUGUUACCUUCAAAUACUCGGUGAAACUGUACGAAUUGGAUCUGAGUCAAAAUCGUUUGGAAGAAUUCAUGGUGGACCUCUCAGAAGGCCUUGAAUAUCUCCAUUUGAAACUCAACAAGCUUAGAGCCCUCCCCUCCCUGUCCAGAACCACCAAACUGUACUCCUUGAAGUACUUGGACCUUUCGUAUAAUCUCAUAGGGAAAUUGAAUCCCUUAAACCUAAAAAAACUGCCUUCCUUGAAGAAAUUCUACUUGGCGAACAAUUUCAUCCAACGUUUGGAAGGGGGAGUUCUAGAAGGAUUACCCAAAUUAGAACUACUCGAUUUGAAGGCUAAUAAAAUCGUAAGCCUCCACCAGGAUUCUCUCAGGAACCUCAACAACCUAAUAGAGUUGAAUCUAAGGAACAAUUUCAUCGAAACUUUAUUUACAGCGACGCUACAAAAAGCCUCCAAAUUGAGCAGACUCGACGUCAGUGGCAACAAGUUGGUGGAUUUCCUACAGGGUAAUUCAGGGUUCAAUUCGAACCUGAAACAUCUGAAUAUUUCCAACAAUUUCUUGAUCAAUAUGCCGGCCAACAUAUUCAGAAUGAAGAAGUUGAUGGUGCUGGAUUUGAGUCACAACAGAAUCAAGCAUCUACCGGUUGAGGCUUUCUCGAAGUUGGAGGAUCUGGUGGAUUUGAGGGUAUCCGACAAUUUCAUCAGGGAGCUUCGAUUGAGCACGUUUUCCAGACUCAGAAAUUUGAAAAUAGUGUAUCUGGACCGCAACGACAUCGAUAAGAUUGAAACUAAUACUUUCCAGUCUUUACCCAGCUUGGAGAUGAUUAAGUUGGAUAACAACAAACUGUCUUCUGUGCCAAGCUACACGUUCAACAACUUGACUAUGCUUCAAGUUGCGGAGUUACAAAGUAACAACCUAGAAAAUUUAGCCAGCGAUGCUUUCAAUUUAGUUCCCAAUCUCCUCUUCCUCAAUUUGAGUGGUAACAAUAUAAGAAGAGUGGAGGAAAGUGGACUGAGGAAUGUACCAUCGUUAGAAGUGUUGGAUUUGAGUGACAAUGCCAUAAGGAGAAUAGACUCCGACGGUCUUAAACACAUGAAGUGGUUGGUGGAAUUGAAACUGGACGAGAAUAGGAUAUGCGAAAUUGUUGGGGCACCCUUCAGCGAUAUGCCUAGAUUGAGAGUUAUUUCCUUGAGGAGAAAUAAAUUGAGGAAAGUUUCCGAGAAAGUGCUUGAUAAGAUAAGGACAAAUAUUGCAGUUUUCGAUGUCGAUGGAAAUCCCCUGUUCUGCGACUGCAACGUACUUUGGCUCAAAGUAUGGGCCGAAGAAUCCUCGACGAUGGGCCCCCAUUGUAGUGGUGGAAGUCUGGUUCGAGAACUGAAACUGUCGCCAUCUUACUGCAAGCAGAAACCGCCUAGGGACGUACCAAACGAUUGCGAAGAAACCUCCAAUCGUUUCUCCCAAGUCCCUUCGAAAUAUCCGAACCUUCGAAAUAUAUCGACCGAACACAAGACGAACGUCUUGGCUCCACUGCCUCAAGAAUCCGAGUAUUUUUACGACGAAUACGUGGACUACCCCUUCAACGAGUCCCUGUCGUUGGUUUCGAACGAGGAAGUGGGAGUCUUAGACCGAUUUCUCAGGUUGAACCACAGCUCCCUUAUGGAACACGAAGUUUCCUCCCAUGUUAUACCUGGUGAUACCCCCACCUUGUAUGCUGCCCCAUCGAAGAACAGAACCAAACCCGACAUACCGAAGGAAGUACCUCAUUCCCCAAGUAGCAGCGGCUUCACCUUCUUCGGUGUACCCCUUCCAAGCAUAAAUUUCGGCCAACUGUUAGGUGGCAAUAAAGACAACGCUGCCAAAUCCGAUCAUACGAUGAAAUCGUUGGUACCAGUGGCGGACAGGAAGGUUGCAAUCAUGAACGUUCCAGUUAUGAGGGCCACGACAGCGAGAAAUUUCUAUAGACUACCUCCGAGCACACCCUUCAUAGAAACAGGGGGUUUCAGACCGAUACUACCCGGGGAAGGAGGGUUCAGACCCAUUUUCGAGACUACAACUUUGGAAACAGAUGGACGAAGAACUGAAAUAACCACGAAAGUAUGGACGAGCACUGAGAAACCUGAAGAUGUAACUUGGACAAGGACAGGUACCCAAGAAAGGCCUAGGGAUUCCUCGAACUCAGCGUCAGCACAAGUGGUCCAGAAGACUUCUUCUACCACAGAUGCAUUUGAGCAGGAGAUCGCCACUUAUACAACUGAAAUGGAAUUGGUGACAGCUACUGAUAAACUAACAACAACAGUACGAAACGACGAGUUUGUAGUAGUGGCUGAAUCCCAUGGAAUAAAAGAAUCAUCUGGCAAAAACCACUCUGAAGAUAUAACACCUCAUAGAAACCUUAAUUCUUCGAAAAUCCUUGAUUUUGUUCCUCCUAAAGUCCCAAUAAUUUCGAACACUACUGAAUCUACGAAAACCACACAAAGUGAAGAAGAUGAAGAAGUAUAUGACGGUUUGGUAACAGAAAUAAAAGCUUCUUCUGGAGAGGAAAAACCAGAUUUGGAAACCGCAUCUCCAACUGAGUUUUCCAAACCCAAUAACACGAUGGUACAAACGAACGUAUCCAUAGAAAAAAAAUACCCAACACCAAUCACUCCAAAUGGAGGUUGGGACGCCAUAGCUUCCAAAACCAAAACCAGCGGAUUAACCUUGGAUAAAAUCGCAAAGGUGACAAAUGCAACGAGCAUCCCUCUACCCAAGUUACCGAUGCCCACACUCCUUAUACCUGGUGGUCUCCAGCCACAUUCGAGAUCUGCUGGAAGAUCUACCAUCGUGAAGGUACAAUCACCCUUUACGACGAGCGCUGCCCCUUUGGUCAAGGGACCAGAAGCGAAGGACGCGAGGGAAAUAGGGGAAACUGUUACUUUGGACCCGAAAAUUACAAAGUUGGACGAGGUGAGAGAAAGUUGGUACUUUGCGAAUUACAACAAGACCAUGUCGGAGCCAUAUCUUGGGGUUAGGGCUAAUGGGGCUGAGAAAAUUGUCGUUUCUGUUUCGACAGUAUUGGUCCUCGUUACUGGGAUCCUUUUAUUGUAAAGGAUUAUUUGAGGACGUGGAAAAUGGUAGGUCUGAAGAAAUUUCUGGGUAUGUACGAUAUCUCUAUGAAG
Molecule: messenger RNA, 4638 nt
Organism: Coccinella septempunctata (seven-spotted ladybird)
Lineage: Eukaryota; Metazoa; Arthropoda; Insecta; Coleoptera; Coccinellidae
Product: protein artichoke-like
Exons: 4
Coding region: 104-4567 (1487 amino acids)
Molecular function (GO): protein binding
Source: RefSeq, a predicted model, not a curated record